ACGCGCCACUCCUUCGCUGAGGCUGGUCGUACGCAGGAGCUCGGCUGAGCAGUCUAGCGGGUGCCGUGUGCAGCCAAGACCAGCCAUACUCAGUGGCCCCGCGACCCGGGCAUCCUCUGCUUUCUCCCCGUUCCCACCCGGAAUCGCGCUCGCCGCGUCGGGACCCUCGGACACAGCCACCGAAUCGCGCCAGCUGCAGAGCCAACAUGCCCAUCACUCGGAUGCGCAUGAGACCCUGGCUAGAGAUGCAGAUUAAUUCCAACCAAAUCCCAGGGCUGAUCUGGAUUAAUAAAGAGGAGAUGAUCUUCCAGAUACCAUGGAAGCACGCCGCCAAGCAUGGCUGGGACAUCAACAAGGACGCCUGUCUGUUCCGGAGCUGGGCCAUUCACACAGGCCGAUACAAAGCAGGGGAAAAAGAGCCGGAUCCCAAGACAUGGAAGGCCAACUUCCGCUGUGCCAUGAACUCCCUGCCAGACAUCGAGGAAGUGAAGGACCAGAGCAGGAACAAAGGCAGCUCAGCUGUGCGGGUGUACCGGAUGCUCCCACCCCUCACCAAGAACCAGAGGAAAGAGAGGAAGUCCAAGUCCAGCCGAGAUGCUAAGAGCAAGGCCAAGAGGAAGUCAUACGGGGACUCCAGCCCUGACACCUUCUCCGAUGGCCUCAGCAGCUCCACCCUGCCUGAUGACCACAGCAGCUACACGGCUCAGGGCUACAUGGGGCAGGACCUGGAGGUGGAUCAGACCCUCACUCCAGCGCUGUCGCCGUGCGCCGUCAGUAGCACUCUCCCCGACUGGCACAUACCGGUGGAAAUUGUGCCGGACAGCACCAGCGACCUGUACAACUUCCAGGUGUCGCCCAUGCCUUCCACCUCUGAAGCCACAACAGACGAGGACGAGGAAGGGAAAUUACCUGAGGACAUCAUGAAGCUCCUUGAGCAGGAGCAGUCAGAGUGGCAGCCGACAAAUGUGGAUGGGAAGGGGUACCUCCUCAAUGAACCUGGGGCCCAGCCCACCUCUGUCUACGGAGACUUCAGCUGCAAGGAGGAGCCGGACAGCCUUGGGGGAGAUAUCGGGCUGAGCCUACACCGCGUCUUCACAGACCUGAAGAACAUGGACACCAGCUGGCUGGACAGCCUGCUGCCCCCUGUCCGGCUCCCCUCCAUCCAGGCCAUUCCUUGUGCACCGUAGCUGGGCCCCCGGGCCCCUUUUGCUCUCCUAGGCAAGCGGGAUCUGGCCUCAUGAUGGCUGUGGUGCAGAGAAGCAGGACUCCUGCGGGCCCCUUGACAUACAAAGUGUGACCCCAGUACCAAGUGGGGAUGGGGCCGCCUUCCUUGGGACGGUGGCUUCUCGGGGUGUGGCAGGUCAGGGUCUGGGCUCAUCAGGUGGGGUAAAUCUGGUCCCACUUCCCGGGAAGAUGGGGUUCAGAGACUGCUGGCAGGCGGGGACCUCAACGAGGAGUCAGCCCUCCAGGUUUUCCCUCUGAGCCCAGCUGCCUGGAGAGGAUCUCCCUGCCGCUGAGCUGGUCUGAGGGAACAGACCAGUGACCUUGGAGUAGCCCAGCACCAACCCCAGGGCUGGCUCUGCACUAAGAGACAAUUGCACUAAGUGAACCCUAUUGCCAAAGACACCUCCCUUCCCAGCUGAGCCCUGGGGACUGUUCCAAAGCCAGUGAAAUGUGAAGGAAAAACGGGGUCCCGCGGGACAACGCCCCUCAGCCUCAGAGGAGCUCUGCCCUGCUCCUUGCUCAGGCCGAGGGGCUCAAGGGAGAAACAUGGCACUUUUCUUGUGGACUUGCCACAUCCCAGUCAGAGGUGUACACUAACGUUCCCCCCAGGCUCCCAGCCUGUGCAUUUAUUUAUACAGUGCCUUGCCCUGCGCCCGCUGGCUGCCCUCAGCAGGCCCAGGGAGGGAAGUGGGAGCACCUUGGUAUGACUUUUAAAAUAAGAAAAGCUUUCUAACCACUAAGUCAUGUAUGAUCACAUACAUGUGUGUAAAUAUGUAUAUUGUCUUUUUAUAAAAAGUUCAUUGUUCGAA
Pteronotus mesoamericanus is the source of this 2033-nucleotide messenger RNA. It is a transcript of the gene IRF1, whose product is annotated as interferon regulatory factor 1. Bases 207 to 1187 code for a protein of 326 amino acids. The transcript is spliced from 10 exons. The record is from RefSeq and is a predicted model, not a curated record. Lineage: Eukaryota; Metazoa; Chordata; Mammalia; Chiroptera; Mormoopidae. Gene Ontology annotation, molecular function: DNA-binding transcription factor activity, RNA polymerase II-specific; RNA polymerase II cis-regulatory region sequence-specific DNA binding. Gene Ontology annotation, biological process: immune system process; regulation of transcription by RNA polymerase II. Gene Ontology annotation, cellular component: nucleus.